Molecule: messenger RNA, 1505 nt
Organism: Erinaceus europaeus (western European hedgehog)
Lineage: Eukaryota; Metazoa; Chordata; Mammalia; Eulipotyphla; Erinaceidae
Gene: AP4M1
Product: adaptor related protein complex 4 subunit mu 1
Exons: 15
Coding region: 104-1459 (451 amino acids)
Biological process (GO): protein targeting; Golgi to lysosome transport
Cellular component (GO): cytoplasmic vesicle; clathrin adaptor complex; trans-Golgi network
Source: RefSeq, a predicted model, not a curated record
CGCGUUCUUAAAGGGCCAGCGUACUCUUGUCCUUUUGUUCCGGGGCCGCAGGGCGCGGCAGGUCGGAUUUUGUCCGUCGUAUAAUCUGCGUUCCAGAACGGCUAUGAUUUCCCAAUUCUUCAUUCUGUCCUCCAAGGGGGACCCGCUCAUCUACAAGGACUUCCGCGGGGACAGUGGCGGCCGCGAUGUGGCGGAUCUCUUCUACCGGAAGCUCAUGGCCCUGCCGGGAGACGAGUCUCCAGUUGUCAUGCACCAUGAGGACCGUCACUUCAUUCACAUCAGACACAGCAGCCUCUACUUGGUGGCCACUACUUCUGAGAACCUUUCUUCUCCGUUCAGCCUCCUGGAGCUGCUGUCACGGUUGGCCACUCUCCUGGGCGACUACUGUGGCUCCCUGAACGAGGGCACCAUCUCCCGCAACGUGGCUCUGGUUUAUGAGCUCCUGGAUGAGGUGCUGGACUAUGGCUACAUCCAGACCACAUCUACGGAUAUGCUGCGGAACUUCAUCCAGACUGAAGCCGUGGUCAGCAAGCCCUUCAGCCUGUUUGACCUCAGCAGCGUGGGCCUGUUUGGGGCUGAGACCCAGCAGAGUAAGGUGGCCCCCAGCAGUGCAGCAGGGCGCCCCGUCCUGUCCAGCCGCUCUGAUCAGAGCCAAAAGAAUGAAGUGUUCCUGGACGUGGUGGAACGACUGUCUGUGCUGAUAGCAUCUAACGGCUCGCUGCUGAAGGUGGACGUGCAGGGUGAGAUCCGGCUUAAGAGCUUCCUUCCCAGUGGCUCAGAGAUGCGCAUAGGCUUGACGGAGGAAUUCUGCGUGGGGAAAUCAGAACUCAGAGGUUAUGGACCGGGCAUCCAUGUGGACGAGGUCUCCUUCCACAGCUCCGUGCAGCUGGAGGAGUUCGAGUCGCACCGGAUCCUCCGGCUGCAGCCGCCUCAGGGCGAGCUGACCGUCAUGCGGUACCAGCUCUCAGAUGACCUUCCUUCCCCACUCCCCUUCCGGCUCUUCCCCUCCGUGCAGUGGGACCGAGGCUCAGGCAGGCUCCAGGUUUACCUAAAGUUACGGUGUGACCUGCCCCCCAAGAGCCAGGCUCUCAACGUCAGGCUGCACCUCCCCCUGCCUCGAGGAGUGGUCAGCCUGUCUCAGGAGCUGAGCAGCCCAGAGCAGAAGGCAGCAUUGGGGGAGGGAGCCCUCCACUGGGACCUACCUCGGGUGCAGGGGGCCUCCCAGCUAUCCGGCCUCUUCCAGAUGGACGUGCCAGGCCUCCCAGGCCAGGCUUCCUCCACGUCAGCCCCUCCCCUGGGGCUGGGCCCAGCCAGCCUCUCCUUUGAGCUUCCAAGGCACACGUGCUCCGGCCUACAGGUGCGAUUCCUACGACUGACCUCCAGGCCUGGUACCAGUGCCAUCCCCCACAAGUGGGUUCGGCACCUGAGCCACAGUGAUGCCUACGUCAUUCGGAUCUGAGGCCCUGGGCCAGUAGCAGCCCAUGUGUCCUCUCCAGCCUUCAGGU